This is a messenger RNA of Solanum verrucosum, 1406 nucleotides long. RefSeq lists its product as uncharacterized. Gene Ontology annotation, cellular component: nucleus; cytoplasm. The transcript is spliced from 2 exons. Bases 92 to 1360 code for a protein of 422 amino acids. Gene Ontology annotation, biological process: microtubule-based process. The record is from RefSeq and is a predicted model, not a curated record. Lineage: Eukaryota; Viridiplantae; Streptophyta; Magnoliopsida; Solanales; Solanaceae. Gene Ontology annotation, molecular function: RNA-DNA hybrid ribonuclease activity; nucleic acid binding.
UCCAGAACACAAGAGAGUGCUGCUGUGUUUUAGCUGUUUCAAAAUAGUGUUUAAACUGCUAAAGGCCAACAUCAAUUUGAACCUGAUAAAGAUGGAUUUUGGUGAGGAUAUGGAGUCAAAUGUUGAUUUUCACAUAAAAGAUGAGGCAAAAAGGAUGCUUAAAGAGAUUGCACUGGUGAAGAAGAAUGUUGAGAACUCUGAGCUCUAUGCUGGAAUGUGCUUGGAUCUCAAACAGAAUAAAACAAUUCAAAAACACUUCUUUCGCCUUUUAGGCUACCAUUCACAUGUUCAGGUGGUAAUCUAUGGUUUGGGAAGCACCGAAUACAGUUUUAGUUCACAAUUUCAGCUUGCUGUAGUUCUCCUACUAAAACGAGAUUUUCCCAAUUGGAUUGGCAAUAUAGAAAUAUACGAUCCCUGCAUGUCUAUGGCUGAUAUCAUAUUUUUCGAGAAACUAGGUCUUGAGGUUCUCACCAAUGAUGAAAAUUGUAAGAGGAGAGCUCAGAGACCAACGAUGUUCUACAUGCCUAAUCCUUGUUGGUAUCUUAUUGGCAACCUCUUGGGAGCAAACUGGUCGUCAUCUUGCCUUAACAAGAUUUUUGUGCUGACAAACUCAUUUAGCUACACACUGACCAAUACGCCACGAUGUAGGACUGUUCUAGAAACAGUGCUACGCUUAGAGAGAAUUCUUGACUUCACAACAGAGGUUCACAUAGAAACUAGUGACAAUCAGACGUAUGCUAAUUUGUUCUCAGGAUUUGCCUGGCAUUUCUUUGACGUGGAUCCUAACAAUGACAUUGACAAACCGGGAUGUUAUUGGUUGGACAUGCAAAGGCAUCUUGAAGAAGAAUUUUUGGAAAAUAUGAAAAGCGAUAUGAAUAGUGAGGACUUUGCAGAAAUUUGGGGUAAUUAUCGUGGGGCUCGACGUUUAAGAUGCAACAACAUACCUACUCCUCCAGGUUGGAUUAAGCUAAACAUCUAUGGUAUUGGUAGAAAGGGUGAUCAGCCAGGACAAUAUAGUGGCAUCUUCCAAGAUGAAAAAGGGAAGUGUUUUGAUAUGUAUAGGGGUGACAUUGAUGUUGAAGACAAUGUGAUUGCUGGACUAGAGGCCUUGAGGAUUGGGUUGGCAGGAUGCAUGGAAGGAAGGCCAAAUGCGCAGAAGUUGAUUGUGGAGUCCGACAAUGUUAUACUUGUCCACUAUGUUAAUGGUCUCCCUGAGCCAAAUGACACAGCCAUGCGCUGGUUGGGGGAAAUUUUCUUCAUGCUGAAGCGCAUAGCUUGUGUAGUUUACCAUAUCUACGAAGAAGCCAAUGAAGCUACUAGAGACUUGGCUCUGGAUGGUGAAUGUCCCAAUAGUGCAUAGAUAGCUUUGUUUUUUACUCAAAGGGGUAAGGUGAAUCUUUCUAGGC